AUGUUAGUCUACUAUCCAAAUUUUGCUACCUCGACAACCAAAAUGAUCGAAAUCAAUCUCUAUCAUUAUUUUUUUGUCAGUCGGAGCUCCUCCCUGCCCGGCGGCUCUGCACCCAACCCGCACAGCAGCUCCUCCUUCUGGAUCGUUCGUGUUGAUCAUCUUGAACGCCUGCUUGAGCUCGAGGUACACGUCGACGGAGAUCUAGGACCACUCGUUGGCGGAGCCGGAGGGGAGGACGGUGGUCGGCGUGGCCAGGCCGCCGCCGCCCUUCUUUUUGUAUAUGUCCUCGGAAGAAGCCGAGGAGGACGUCGACUGGGAGCUGAAAGACGACAGAUCAUCUUCGGAUCUGAAAACGGAUCGAGAUUUUUUGGGCCUGAACUACUUGCCGGGUAUGAUCUUGGCGAGUUUCAUGGCGGAGAUGAGAAUCCAACAAAGGUGAGAGAGAAGAAGGCAAGGAGAGAGAAUGAGGAUGUGGUAAAUUGUGGUUUGACGGAAAGAGGGGAGGAAGGAGAGAAGUUAAAUGUGGUUUUGGAAAGGCAUAUCAUGUCUUGGUGUUCUAUUGAGUCGGAUCCUGGUGUCUUCACUGAACUUCUACAGCAGAUGCAAGUUAAAGGUGUUCAGCUAUUCAUUUCAAACAAGAUCUUGGUCAAGUCACAAGAUAAUGUUGAGGAGUUGUAUUCGUUGGACCUCGAUUCUCUUAAUAGUUUAAGGCCGAUAUAUGGCCUAGUAUUCUUAUUCAAAUGGCGUCCCGUUGAGAAAGACGAGCGUUUAGUGAUCAAUAACGCAUGCGCGACCCAAGCACUCCUCUCAGUCCUCAUGAACAGCCCGGAAAUCGACAUCGGGCCCGAGCUCUCGUCCCUGAAAGAAUUCACCAGAAAUUUCCCUCCCGAGCUGAAGGGCCUAGCCAUCAACAACAGCGAGCCCAUUCGCGCGGCCCACAACAGUUUCGCUAGGCCCGAACAAUUUUCCCAGGACGAGCGGCAAAACCCCUCUGAUGACGUGUACCACUUCAUCAGCUAUGUCCCAGUUGAAGGCGUACUCUACGAGCUCGACGGGCUCAAGGAAGGCCCAAUAAGCCUUGGCCCGUGUUCUGACAGCCCAGAGGAGGAUAUGGACUGGGUACGGAUAGCAAGGCCCGUUAUUCAAGAGAGGAUAGAGAGGUAUUCGAGGGAUGAGAUUGAGUUCAGUUUGAUGGCUGUGAUAAAGAACAGGAGAGAGAUGUAUACAGCCGAACUGAAGGAUUUGCAGAGGAGAAGAGAGAGGAUUUUGCAGCAGCUCGGGACUUUGCAGUCGGAGAGGAUGGUUGAGAGUGGUAAUGUGGAGUCUCUGAAUAGAGUGCUUUUGGAGAUAAAUGGUGGGAUUGAAGGGGCUACUGAGAAGAUAUUGGCUGAGGAAGAGAAGCUGAAGAAAUGGAGGACUGAGAAUAUACGUAGGAAGCAUAAUUACGUGCCGUUUUUGUUUAACUUCUUGAAGAUGCUGGCGGAGAAGAAGCAGCUGAGAGGGCUUGUGGAGAAGGCUAAAGUGAAACAAAACCAGUCACAGUGAUAUAUUCGACAUAUUCGAGACAAGACCAGUUUUUUCGAAUAGAAAUUGUUUAUUUUUGUGGCGUUUUGUUUGAAUUUUGAGUUGAUUUAUGUGGACAUAAUGUCUGUAUUGGUGUGUGUUAAUGUGUGGUAUGGAGGUGAAGGACUUGAAAUACAGUUAGCUUCUUCAGUGAAAGGAUUCAUUACUUAAGGAAGAGUUCUAAAAACUUAUAUUUAGUUGUUUCGUUUAUGGCUGUGAUAGAUAUGAG
This is a messenger RNA of Striga asiatica, 1792 nucleotides long. The record is from the annotation of a GenBank genome assembly. NCBI's taxonomy places the organism in Eukaryota, Viridiplantae, Streptophyta, Magnoliopsida, Lamiales, Orobanchaceae.